GAUUUCGCCAUGUCUGUGCUGAACGCGUUACCUUUUAUGAGGCCAGUCCACAUUCGAUCACCACGCCAGCAGAGACGCCACACGCUUCCCGCCAGUGAAUUCCGCUGUCUUUCCCCCGAAGAUGCAGUCAGCGUGUUUGAGAUAGAAAGAGAGGCCUUCAUUUCAGUAUCCGGGGAAUGUCCCCUCCACCUGGAUGAAGUUAGACAUUUCUUGACACUUUGCCCGGAGCUGUCACUUGGCUGGUUUGAAGAGGGACGACUUGUGGCAUUUAUCAUUGGGUCGUUAUGGGAUCAAGACAAGCUGAAUCAGGAUGCCCUUACUCUGCACAAACCGCAUGGAUCAUCCGUUCACAUCCAUGUCCUUGCUGUACACCGCACAUUCCGGCAGCAGGGCAAGGGAUCCAUCCUUCUCUGGCGUUACCUCCAGUACCUGCGGUGCCUGCCUUUUGCACGGCGGGCCGUGCUAAUGUGUGAAGAUUUUCUGGUUCCUUUCUACUCCAAGUGUGGCCUCAAGGCUGUGGGUCCGUGUGACAUCACCGUUGGACCCAUGGCCUUCAUCGAGAUGCACUGUCCGGUCAAUGGUCAUGCCUUUAUGCGCAGAAAUAGUGGUUGCUAG
This is a messenger RNA of Bufo bufo (common toad), 615 nucleotides long. It is a transcript of the gene AANAT, whose product is annotated as aralkylamine N-acetyltransferase. Gene Ontology annotation, molecular function: aralkylamine N-acetyltransferase activity. Gene Ontology annotation, biological process: circadian rhythm; melatonin biosynthetic process; response to light stimulus. The record is from RefSeq and is a predicted model, not a curated record. Gene Ontology annotation, cellular component: cytoplasm. The coding region runs from base 10 to 615 and encodes 201 amino acids. Lineage: Eukaryota; Metazoa; Chordata; Amphibia; Anura; Bufonidae. The transcript is spliced from 3 exons.